This is a messenger RNA of Monosiga brevicollis MX1, 462 nucleotides long. RefSeq lists its product as uncharacterized. The record is from RefSeq and is a predicted model, not a curated record. The transcript is spliced from 2 exons. The coding region runs from base 1 to 462 and encodes 153 amino acids. NCBI's taxonomy places the organism in Eukaryota, Choanoflagellata, Craspedida, Salpingoecidae.
AUGCACUGGAGUUUCGCUGAGCCAAGGGGUAGAGUGAGCAGGUGUCCACAAAAGAAGGCAGGGGCGCUCUGUUACAAGCCGCGAUUCAACGGUAAGCGAGGCGAUUAUGGCAGUCUGAAGCCUCAGCUCUGCCUUGCACUUGAAGCUGAUUUACCCGUCCCCUCCUGCACCACAUUUGCCACUCAAACUCACGCACCAGCACCCCCCACCGCCACUUGCUGUUACCGCUGCUCCUCGAAACAAAAUCGAAAAAUAAAAAAUAAAAUUUUAUUUCGUCUCUCUCUCAAACUCUCUCUCUCUCUCUCUCUCUCUCUCUCUCUCUCUCUCUCUCUCUCUCUCUCUCUCUCUCUCUCUCUCUCUCUCUCUCUCUUCUCUCUCAAACUCUCUCUCUCUCUCUCUCUCUCUCUCUCUCUCUCUCUCUCUCUCUCUCAAACUCUCUGUCUCUCUCUUUUUUUUUUUUAG